AUGACCCUCUAGAUCUACGCCUGAUGCGUUUCUUCGGUUCUAUUACUCUUCUGUCGCAGUCCCCGUCCAAGGCUUCCUCGAUCACUAUGAAGACGGGAGGUGGUCCUCCUGGUAUGAAGACCACAUUGUAUACUUGGCUUAGAUGGGCUUGGAAAGCGGGCGUUGUUAAACAAGAACAAAAAUUAGGGACAUCCGCACUUCCUGCUCUACCCGACUCACCAAAUAAGGUGCAUCCGCAACCAGUUCUCUCGAAUUCUUUGUUAGAUACCCUUGCAGGCAAAGAAAAAGACUCAGAACAAGUAAUCCUCGCUCUUCAGGCUUGGAACGCAGAGAUUACAGGAAAUAGUAGCACCUCGUCUGCCGCCGUUGACGUGAAGCUCCGGUUCGCCCAUCGACUGCGGCUCGUCGCCUGCGCACAGCAAAACAUAGCACAGGCAAGACAGCGCCGUCGACUGGUAGACUCAACUGCGGGCCCGGAACAAACGCUCAACCAGAUACUAAGCUUGCAAGGAGGAGGUGUAGAAGGUGAACAAGGAGGACAUCAGAGGCAAGGACAACAAAGUCAAAUUCUUAGAAAGGCUCUGGAAAUCGAUGUAGAAGUUGAAAAGAAAGAUGGAGAAGAUGAUGACGACACCAACGAAGGUGGGG
This is a messenger RNA of Amoebophrya sp. A25, 648 nucleotides long. NCBI's taxonomy places the organism in Eukaryota, Dinophyceae, Syndiniales, Amoebophryaceae. The record is from the annotation of a GenBank genome assembly.